AGGCAGAGGGACGGGCUGGCUCGGCUCGACCCGGCAGGGCUUGUUUACUAUGGCUGAUGAUCUGGAGCAGCAGUGAGUUAAUCCCGUCUCUUUCUCUUUCUCUGUCUCUCUCUGGCCCAUGAUCCUGGGACUGUCUGUGGCUGAGGAACACUUUUAGACAUCUUCCUGCCUUUCCUGUCUCAGGUCGGCCUCAUGGGAGGGCUGGGGGCUGCCUAUGCUCGCUUUGCUUUUGCCCAGAGGAGGCGGCGGCGGAGCCGGGGGAGCGAUGGAAAUGAGUUAGCCUGCAUGCCGCUCCGAGAUUCGAACUUUGCACGUUGGUAUCCGCGAUCGCUCCUCGUUCUCCUCUCCCCGCUGUGCUCGGGGAUUAGAUUCCGUGGGAAUGUCUGAGAUCCACCGAAGCAUGCUGGCGGGAUGCGGUUGCGGGGGUGGCAGCCAGGUCCGCCAGCCUGGACUGGCCCUGGUUUGGAAGUCGGGGGUGGAAAGAGCCUCAUUUCGCAGGGCACGGAGAGGGCACGGGAAGAGGAGAAAGGCCGCCGCCGCGCUGGAAUUGGUCUGCUUGGAAUAAUGAAUGGGCUUGCAAGCCUUCUUUAGUUCUCACCCGCCGAGACACUGCAGCUUGCGACCCUAGCUGAUAAAGUUUUUAAUCAUUAUAACUAUCUUUUUUGCUGUGGUCUCAAAAUUAGAGCUCUUGAGACUUGUUACCACUGCCUCAAGGGCAUCGGGUUUGGGGCGCCACCUGUAGCUGGUGUGGUUAGCCAUUUGCAGUCUCUAGGAGCCAGGCAAAGUUGCUUCCAGAAGAAUGACUCAGCUCCCAGCCAAGCCUCGGUGUCACUAGCUCCCGUCCUUUUGUGGGUCCCGCGGUCCCCCUUUUCAGACCAGCAUAACUGGCAGUUUGCAAAAGGAAUUAACUUUAUGACACAGUAGUAGCUUCCUGUGCUUGAAGAAGCUGCCCAGGAGAGUUGCUCUCUAAGAUAACUUUUCCAAGAACUGUACAGUAGCUACAGCGACUUAGGGAAACAAUAUUAGAGCCGGUUGAGAUGCAGGUAGUUCAGCUCUUUUUUACAGACAAAGAAGUCAGUGCCCAUAGAAGUUAGAAGACUUGCCCAAGAUCACAGACCCCGCACAGAACCUCUCCUGCCUUACCUCUGUUCGGAUAAAAAUGCUCUAGAGCAGUGGUUCUCAACCUUGGCUGCAGAUUAGAAUCACCUGGGAAUCUUUUUUAAAUCCUGAUUUUAAAUUUUAAAAAGAUUCCCAGGUGAUUCUAAUGUGCAGCCAAGGCUGAGAACCACUGCUCUAGAGGGACGAGACCAUCCUGGCCAGCCCAAGUUCAUGGCUAAGUGGCUUUUCUUCUCUUUGCCUGAACCCCCCUAUCCCCUUCCCUCACCUCCCCAAUUGUAUUAAUCAGAUUCAGUGUGCCAGACAAUAUUUCCAGUGCUUUACCUGCAACAUUUUUGGUGAAGAAGAGAGGCAAAGUAAAACUCCCCCUGAAUAUCUGCUGAGCAGCCCAUAGUGCUGUUCCAUGGAACAACAUUUCUCCUGAGUGCUGCAGUGCGGGAUCCAGAUGCUUCAGGCUUACAAGGAAUUCCAGUGGAAAAUUAAAUGGGUUAUGAGUCUCCAUAGGAUUUGAUUGAUGAAACUGACAACUCUCAUCUGGCUGUAAUGUUAUUGAUAUACCACUCUCGGGUGCAACCUCAGUAUUUCAAACCUCAAACAAUCAUUGAGACUUGCUAUUUGCAAAAUAGCUUAUGAUUUAGCUGGGGGGAAACGUUUAUUGGGAAUUUUAUUUUGUGCUAGACUUUAUUCUAUGUAUUUUAGGUGCAUUAACUCACUUAAUCUGUAUAACAACCCUGUGAGGUAGGUACUGUUAGUACCGCCCUUUUAAAGGGGAAAGUUUGACACAGAAAGUGGAAGUCAUAUUGCUGGUAAGUGGCAGUGCCAGGAUUAGAAAUCUGACCUUCUGCCUUUAGAUCACACCUCCUUUCAGAAAACAGAGACCAGUGUGAAAAUUAUGUCCUAUACCGUAAGUAUUUGUGUAUGGCCUUCAAACACCAAGGCUGGAACUUCCAGAGAAGAAGUACAGAGAAACCUGGAUUGCAAAUCUGGGUUUUCUAGUUCUGCUUCUUUUUCUCACUAACUGUCUGACCUCUUUGGGCAUCAGUUUGGUCAUCUGUAAAACAGAGAGACUGGGCUAGAUGAUUUCUAAGGGCCAUCCUUAUCUAAAGCUCUGUGCUUCAACUGAUGUACCAGGAUGCCCAGUGUGUGCUAAGGGGGGAGGGGGGGUGGCAGUGGUUCCUCUCGUUCUCCCACAGAAUGCUCUGUGUGACUAUACCCAUGUUCACAGGCCUUUCCUACAGCUGGUGUGUCCAUCCCAUAAUCCUCUUCACCCAGAAAAGAGAAAUGUCAUAUGCGAUGGAAAAGAAAUAAUAAAAACUCAUUCAUUGAGCAUCUAAUUUGUACCAGGCACCUUAUAAGUUCCCUUACAUAUCUAAAUGCUCAAAGACAGGCUGUUCAUCAGGCCAAAGUCAUUCUGCUCGAAAAUGAUAAUACCGUGACUCAGAUCCAAGGUGUGUUUUUUUAUUUCCAAAACUGGUGCUUUCAACUUCUACUCUGCAAUGACUUAAAGUCCUGUGGAUAUGAAGGAGAAAGCAGAAUAGCGUAUCUUAUCUGUUUUAUUGCCUGCUAUGGGAGAUAAGACCUGUGUGAGUUUUUUACUCAUUUUAUAAUCUGGAGAACACGGCCAGAGGCAACCUGUGUCCAGCUGGUGAUUCACCGCAGGACUUGAACCCAGGUCUCCCAUCUCUUGCUCCCUGCCUAUCCCAUCUCAUUGCUUAAAGGUUUCCUGGGAGCCCAGCUGGGCACUGACAGUGCUCUGUACUUCCAGGGGCUUGAAAGAGGGCACACACAAACUGCAGUGCCCUGCCAGGAGGGCAGGUGGCAUGGGAACUUGUCCUAUUCUAAAGGAACAUUCAGUCCUGAGGAUAGCAAAAGAUAACUGAAAGCAUUAGUUAAAGGUGGGUUUGUCCCCCUUAUAUCUCUUGAAACACGAAAACCAGUGGCAAAAGUGUUUGUAAAGCUCAAAUGAGAUAAAUGUGAAAGUGCUUUGUAAACUGUAAAGUGCUGUGCACAUGAUAUUCUGAGCAUCUUUGAAACAAAGAGCAUGUUGUUAAUAGCCAUUUACCAGAGAAGAGUAACAGUCUAUCAGGCCGUGAGGGAAUUGCUGACUGCCAUAGUGGGAGGUCUCCUGAGCCUGGAAAACACCCUGUACCCUGAUAACUCUUUUGUAUCUGUCAGCAAGGCUCAGGGCAUCAAUGUUUCCUUUCCAAUGUUGCCAACGAGCAUCUCUGUGUCUCUUUGUCCCAGGCCUCAAGGCUGGCUGAGUAGCUGGCUGCCGGCUUGGCGCCCCACUUCGAUGUCUCAAUUGAAGAAUGUGGAAGCCAAGAUCCUCCAGUGUCUCCAGAACAAGUUCCUGGCCCGGUAUGUGUCUCUCCCAAACCAGAACAAGAUCUGGACGGUGACCGUGAGCCCCGAGCUCAGGGACCGCACCCCUUUGGUGAUGGUGCAUGGCUUUGGGGGUGGCGUGGGCCUCUGGAUCCUCAACAUGGAUUCACUGAGUGCCCGCCGCACACUGCACACGUUUGAUCUGCUUGGCUUCGGGAGAAGCUCCAGGCCAACAUUCCCGAGGGACCCAGAAGGGGCCGAGAAUGAGUUUGUGAUCUCAAUAGAGACGUGGAGGGAGACCAUGGGGAUCCCCAGCAUGAUCCUCCUAGGGCACAGUUUGGGAGGAUUCCUGGCCACUUCUUACUCUAUCAAGUACCCUGAAAGAGUUAAGCACCUCAUCCUGGUGGACCCAUGGGGCUUUCCCCUCCGGCCGACUGACCCCAGUGAGAUCCGUGCACCCCCAACCUGGGUCAAGGCUGUGGCCUCUGUCCUAGGGCGUUCCAACCCACUGGCUGUUCUUCGAAUAGCUGGGCCCUGGGGGCCUGGCUUGGUGCAGCGAUUCCGACCAGACUUCAAGCGCAAGUUUGCAGACUUCUUUGAAGAUGAUACUAUAUCAGAGUAUAUCUACCACUGCAACGCACAAAACCCCAGUGGUGAGACGGCCUUCAAAGCCAUGAUGGAGUCCUUCGGCUGGGCCCGGCGCCCCAUGAUAGAACGAAUUCACUUGAUUCGAAAAGAUGUGCCCAUCACCAUGAUCUAUGGGUCCAACACCUGGAUAGACACCAGCACAGGGAAAAAGGUGAAGCUGCAGCGGCCGGAUUCCUAUGUCCGAGACAUGGAAAUCGAGGGUGCUUCGCACCACGUCUAUGCAGACCAGCCACACAUCUUCAAUGCGGUGGUGGAGGAGAUCUGUGACUCGGUUGAUUGAGCUGCUCUCACUAGAGGAAGCGGAGAAAGCCAGAGAGUCGCUCUCACCUCCCUGGCUGCUUACUCACCCUCUGUCCUUUCCUCACCAACUAACAUGUGCCAGCCAGUCAGAGUCUUGGGCUGUUCCCAAGGCAAGAACACAGUGAAAAGUACUCCUGACCCCAGGCUGAGGGCUGGAGGCAGAAGCUCCAACAAGGCCUUGAGCUUCCCACCCCCGGGGAGGAACAUAAAGGGUCUCUUAGUGCCACCCCAUUCUCUUCGUGCCAAGCGUUACCCAGAUAGUGGUUGUGAAGGGUCUGUACGGAACCACGUCCCCUCCCUGCCAAAGGGAGGGCAGCCUCUCUAGCCCUGGACAAAGCAGAGGCCCCCACAGUCUUUCCUAGCUCUGGAACGUUUCUGGGGGUAGGUUCCACAAAAGAACUUCCUCCUCCUCCACCUCCUUGCCCCGCCCAUGCCAGUGUCCAAGGUAUGGUUGGGACCAGUUCCCACGGAGCUACCAAGAGCAGGUUCUGGAGAGCCCCUUAUUCUUCAGAGUCUCUCCCAUGACCUGAGAGGUCAUAGCCAAAGCCCUCGUUAGCAGAUGAGGAGCAGGCCAGGGCAGGACAUGGCUGGCCCAUGGUGAUAUAGCUCUGUUCCAGAAAAGCUUAGGCUAGAACCCAGGUCUGCUGACACCUGGUGAUGGUGCAGACUCCAUUUGCAAAGGUUCGAGGCAGGCACCAUUGCCAUGGGGUAACUGGCCAAGGGUAAGCCCAUCCCUGCCCACAUUCCAGCCCCAUUGCACAGGGGUGCUGUUGUCCCGCCCUGUGUCUCAGCCCUGGCUGCCUAAGCCAGGAACACUCAAGUGCUUCCUUCCCUGCCCACUCUUCCUCCCAACAGGGAGGCCUCUGGGCCUCCCUCUGUGCCUUGGGCCCUGAAGCCCCUCCCAUAGUACAGAGCAAAGGUGGCCCCUGGUGGAGAGAGGAGGGAAAGGCUCUUCAACCCAGGGCCAGCUCUGGAUUCCCUUGCCCCCGGCAAGAUUUUUCUUCCUGUUCCCAGAGCUGAGGCCACCUGGAGCCCCUGCCCAUGGUCCAGUGGGGAGUCUCAUGCCAGCAGUUUCCUGUCCUCAUCAGCCACAGGAUGGUUCUCACUGCCUGGCCCUCUACCCCUGCCAUCUGUCCUCCGUGGUCUCCAGUUCAUCCCGCUCAACCCACCUGUCAUCCUCUCCAAGGACUGGUUCCAGGUGCUCCUGCGAGGUUCCGGGCAGCAGGCUGGACCUGGGCCCAGAACCAGGACAGCUCCUGCCUGCUCCUUCUCUUUUGUAAAGCCAACCCUUUCACCAAAAUAGUAUUAACUCACCAUGCUUUGUACUACUGGUCCAGCUGCCUUGGGCUCUUUUUCUACAUUAAUAAAGAAAUGAAUAAAAACUG
Myotis myotis is the source of this 5771-nucleotide messenger RNA. It is a transcript of the gene ABHD4, whose product is annotated as abhydrolase domain containing 4, N-acyl phospholipase B. Gene Ontology annotation, molecular function: phosphatidylcholine lysophospholipase A1 activity. NCBI's taxonomy places the organism in Eukaryota, Metazoa, Chordata, Mammalia, Chiroptera, Vespertilionidae. The transcript has 6 exons. The record is from RefSeq and is a predicted model, not a curated record. Bases 3158 to 4366 code for a protein of 402 amino acids. Gene Ontology annotation, cellular component: lipid droplet.